Molecule: messenger RNA, 1153 nt
Organism: Macroventuria anomochaeta
Lineage: Eukaryota; Fungi; Ascomycota; Dothideomycetes; Pleosporales; Didymellaceae
Exons: 2
Coding region: 233-877 (214 amino acids)
Source: RefSeq, a predicted model, not a curated record
CAGUCGCACACGGCAUGGCGUCACACGAGGAUGGCUCGACAUUCACGUUGAGUGUCUUCAGAGGCAUGUCGGCUCGAUGCGAUAUCAGUCCAUGGAUAUCCCUCGGAAUGGUUGCCGAGGCCGGACAAGUGCUUGAAUACAAGGAGCGUGCCCCAGAAGUGCCUCUCCGCAUUAUUCAAUACAGCUAGUACUACAACAACCUCCAGCAAGUACUACAACAACCUCCAGCAACAUGUCUCAAGUUCUUGUUCUACCGACACCUCUCUCGUCCAGCUCUUUCGCUCUUGGACAGCUGCUUGGCGAUCCUUUGAACCCGGAGUCGAGUUCCUUCGAGCCAUCAACAAAGCCAGCAUGCAACAAGCCUACCAUACAGUCACGCUACGAGGACAUCAUUUCUCAGGAUGAAGAAGGACGCUUCAUCUCCAGCCUCGGCAAGACGGCUUCAUCAGUUGACAACACUGUGGUGCUGAACGCUGAUGAGAUGUCUCUUGCUUCACUCAUGAACCCCUGCGCCGCCUUCGAAGCACUCCGCCGCGACACCAAAACUCAAAAUUUCCUUCGCAAAUCUGCCCUGCAAAACCACGCAGAACUUGAGGAGGACGCAAAGGAGUCAGUGUUCGCCGUUAAGCUGAUGAAAGUCGCUUGCCGUGCCGGCGCCAAGGAUGCGCCUCAUACCCUCGAGGACAUUGACUACGCCUGGACAUACCACACUCUUGAGGAGCCGGAUAUGCAACUCUCGAUCGGUCUCGGGAAAGCUCUGCAGGCGAAAGAACUGAGAGCCCUCGCCGGAAUCGUUAUUGACGAGGACUUCGGGGAGCAAGGACACUACGAUCAUUACUUCGAUGACGAAGGUCUGGCUGGAUUUUCAAGCGACUAGCCGAGCACGCAUCGACCGUCUAAUCAUUUCUUUAUAACACUGGAUCUAUCGGCGUUCACAUUACCAGAACAGCAUAGCAUUGGCUUCUUUCUGUUUCCAAUAUAACACCAUCGAUCUUCUUGUACUUGACAGUCAGUCCAACCUUAUGUCACAUCCAUGCGUUGUCCAGUCCAGUCACUUUGGUCAACUUUUCGAAACAAUUUGCAAGUUUGAUCACUAAACAGUCAUGAGGGUGUUUAGUGUGUCGGCCGAUGCAUCAAGUCACCAAGCCUGAUU